AUGGCAUCUUCCACAUCAUCAAGUGCUGGCAUCAUAGCCGAGCUAGCGAAUAAUUUGCAAAACAUCGAUCUACAGCUUCCGGAUGACCCUGCGCAAGGCCACUCGGUCCCCUAUCCACCUGGUCUUGACGAUAUUGCCCGUCGCGCUGAAUUCGAAGUUGCCUUCAUCGCCUUCACUCGACUUGUCGAUCUUCACCUCAAGUUCGGUGAUUCGCUCAAAAACAUCACUAUUCCAAGCGACAGCGAGGUUUUUCGGAAGGCUACCAAGACACAAAUCGCAAGAGCAAAGGUUCAAGCAGUCAGCAAGCUCGGUUUUAGAAUCUGGAAAGAGCAAUACGGAUACACUGCCACUCGAGAUGACGGUAAAGCUUUGUGGAGCAAUGCGAGUUUCGACAGAUGGGCGGAGACGAGGAUCAACGAAAUGAGAGAGACCCUUCUUGCCUACAGCAACAAUGAGGAGUGGCGAGCCCAGCUCUAG
Molecule: messenger RNA, 477 nt
Organism: Endocarpon pusillum Z07020
Lineage: Eukaryota; Fungi; Ascomycota; Eurotiomycetes; Verrucariales; Verrucariaceae
Exons: 2
Coding region: 1-477 (158 amino acids)
Source: RefSeq, a predicted model, not a curated record